Molecule: messenger RNA, 992 nt
Organism: Microplitis demolitor
Lineage: Eukaryota; Metazoa; Arthropoda; Insecta; Hymenoptera; Braconidae
Exons: 4
Coding region: 231-992 (253 amino acids)
Biological process (GO): homologous chromosome pairing at meiosis; reciprocal meiotic recombination; protein sumoylation
Cellular component (GO): synaptonemal complex
Molecular function (GO): SUMO transferase activity
Source: RefSeq, a predicted model, not a curated record
AUUAAACUGUUUUAUCAGUACGCAGAAUCGAAGGAACAUGUGUUUUAAAAAUAAACUGACAGCGCCAGUUUUUAAAUUUUGCGCGCGGGCGCUUUACUAACUGAGUUAUUUCAAAUUGUUGAACAAACCAAAGAUCCGACUCAUUUCCUCCAUCCUUUAAAAGUACUAGUACGCUCUGAAAACUUGAUCUCCAAUAAUUAAAAUCAUUAUCCAAGACAGUAAAAUUUAUCAUGUCACAAAUUAAUUGGCUCCGCUGUAAUAAAUGCCGACUACUAAUGAGCUCGGCAAUAAGAAAUUUUUUUAUUUCACAAUGUGGUCAUAUUUUUUGUCAUGAGUGUGCCACAACAGGAGGUACCGUUUGUCAGCAAUGUCAGACACCAGACAUUCGAUUGUUAGAGUUGAAAGAACCACUUCCUCCAGUAAUUGCUGAUUUACAUACACCGUGUAUCGAAUUCAUGGAGCAAAUGGUGAUGACUGCCAAGUUCCAGUUGGGCCAGAUUGCAGCAGUCAACAAAUUCGUCCAAAAUACGGAUGAUAAGUAUUCUUCACUAAAACGCCUGUACUGGGAGCAACGUAAAACAUUUAUGAAAUUACAACAGGUUCGUGACAAAAUGAAAACUGCUUGCGAUGAAUGGAAAGCAGUUAGAUCCAAUUACCAGUACAUUCUCAAUGUCGCUGGUUCAAAUCGCAGACAUGGUCCAACUGGAAAUUUCUUUGGUCAGGAUCCUAAUGUCGUAAAUAAUUUCAAUCAUAAUCGACGAGCUCAGCGUUCUAACUAUCAAUUUACCAGACAAGUCGCGUUCGUUAGUCCAAACAAUCCUUAUAAUUCAGACAAUUCAAAUACAUCUUAUGUAUCAAAUAAUAUGAGCACUCCCAUAACUCCUCUUAGUGUUCAUCGGAUGAUCAACAACAGGAGAGUUCCAAGAUCAGCUGGUAGUUCAUCAACUGCUGUUACCAGUAACAGCUCAUCUUUAAAUAUCAAUAUGUUUUAA